Molecule: messenger RNA, 1508 nt
Organism: Lacerta agilis (Sand lizard)
Lineage: Eukaryota; Metazoa; Chordata; Lepidosauria; Squamata; Lacertidae
Gene: SERPINB12
Product: serpin family B member 12
Exons: 8
Coding region: 69-1307 (412 amino acids)
Biological process (GO): negative regulation of endopeptidase activity
Molecular function (GO): serine-type endopeptidase inhibitor activity
Source: RefSeq, a predicted model, not a curated record
CAGAUGAAGAGAGAGAAUACUGAGUAUAUACUGAUCUCUUGACUUCCGAAGACAAGGAGCUAGUCAUCAUGGAUCUGCAUUUCACCAAGGACCCCCUUCCUACAGCAAUUAUUGCUUUUGGUCUUGAUCUUUACAAGAAGCUGAAUAGAAGUGACAUUUGCAAAAACAUCUUCUUCUCUCCAAUAAGUAUCACAUCCGCCCUGGCCAUGGUACUACUUGGUGCCAGGGGAAGCAGCAAAACUCAGAUGGAAGAGGUGCUACACUUCAAUAGGACUCUGGGAAGCGCAAGACCAGCUGCUUCUGAGGGGAAAAAGUGUCUUCUUGCGUCGGAACCCAAGAGAGAUACUGCAGCUCAGUUUUCAGUGGAAGAAGGAAUCUAUCCAGAGAUCAAGGAACUUCUGUUUCAGCUGAAUAAUCUCAGUAACGACUAUGAGCUGAACGUAGCCAACAAUCUGUUCAUGCAGAAAGGAUAUGAAUUUUUCAAGCAAUACCUCACACGCACGAAGGAAAUAUUUGGAGCUACGCUGCAAACGGUCGACUUUCAAAAUGCUACCGAAAAAGCAAGGCAGGAGAUUAACCAUGAAGUUGCCAGGCAGACAAAGGGAAACAUCAAGGACCUUUUUCCUCCAGGAAUUAUUCAGCAAGACACUGUGUUGGUGCUGGCAAAUGCUGUCUACUUUAAAGCAACUUGGGAACACCAGUUUGACCCAAAGCUUACGACAGAAAGAGAAUUUAGGCUGAAUGAGAAUGAAAGUAAACGUGUACAGAUGAUGCACCAGAAAGGUCGAUUUAAGCUGGGAUACACGAUGGAGAGGGACGCACAGAUCCUUUGCCUCCCAUACCAUGGCAAAGUGUUGUCCAUGAUCAUUAUAUUGCCAGACGACAUCAGCAAUUUGAAACAGGUUGAAAAUGCCGUGACCUGUGAGAAUUUAGCACGCUGGACUGCCUCAGAAAACUUGACAGAGGAGCAUGUUGAGGUGUAUCUCCCCCGGUUCAAGCUUGAAGAGUCCUUUGACCUCAACUCGUCUUUGCAAGCCCUGGGGAUGAUUGAUGUGUUCGAUAGAUCCAGAGCCGACCUUUCUGGGAUGGCUGCCUCGGAUCAGCUAUACUUAUCCAAAGUGCUCCACAAAGCCUUUGUGGACGUUGACGAAGUGGGGACAAAAGCAGCCGCUGCCACAGGCGCCGUGGUCUCCAACAGAUCCAUACCGUCUUAUGAACUAUUUGAGGCUAAUCACCCGUUCCUCUUCUGCAUCCUGCACAAUCCUAGCAAUGCCAUCCUUUUCCUUGGCAAACUCUGCUCCCCUUAGAACACAAGUCAGAUUCCUUCUGUCAGCUUAUUGAAAAGGGCUGAAAACAAAGUGCCUUGUCCAAUGAAAUAUUAAGGUCUGUUUUUUAUUUCUUUUGCAAUAGGGGACCACUUAUGCCAGGGAGGGGAAACUUUCGGCCUUGGAGUUGCAUGUGACUCUUGAUGCCUCGCUAUUUUAUUUUAUUUUUGAUAAUAUUUUUUA